AGUGGGACAAAAUAGUUGAAAACCUCAACGCAUUGGAAAGUCCAAAAUUCUAUGUAUCCAAGCGGGCAAUACGGGAUCGGCUUAAUUUACUUAUCAAAGGAUACAGAGCAAAAGUCAGAGAAGAAGGUCAGUCCAGUGGAAUAAGCCCAGAUGAAGAUGAAAUUGACUCAUUACUAGAGGAAAUUUGUGAUAAAGAAGAAGAAUGGAUGCUUAAUCCUCCUAUUACAUCCAAGGUAAAGAAAGCAGAAAAUGACAGAGCCACAGCUAAUGAAAUAAGACUUCAAGCCUUGGAAACUGUAGGAGAGACUACUAAAAGAAAGGAGAAAAAUGAAAGGGAGCAUACAACAAAGAGAAGAAAGAGUACUGGUGAGGCUAUUGAAUAUUUAAAAGAAAAAGCUAAAGCUGACCUGUCUCUGAAAGAAAGGGAGUUUGAGCUUAGAGAAAAAGAGCAGUCAAAUAGUGCUUUGUUAUUGCAAAACCAAAGCCAAAUGCAACAGGACAUGCUGAUUUUUAUGCAGCAACAACAUCAAGAACAGAAGAGACAACAGCAACUUCAGCAACAACAGCAUGCACAAACCAUGCAACAAAUGUUCCAACAACAACAAAUGCAAAGUCAGGCUUUGAUGGCUCUCUUAGAAAAAUUUGCUAACAAAUAGGACACAAGGCAUGUACACUUCUGUAAGUUGUGUUAUUAUUUACAUAGCUUUUUUAACUGUUAAAUUUAGAAUAUAAAAGCUCUUCUAUUUUAUUUUCUGGACAAUAUGGACAAUGACAAUGUUAAAAAAAUUGGAAAAUACAAAAAUAUUAACACUUUUAAAUUGAUGUUUGCAGUUCAAAUGUAAUAAAUACAAGUUUGUUAAACUCUUCUGUUUAUGGUUCUUAAU
Dendronephthya gigantea is the source of this 884-nucleotide messenger RNA. Its product is annotated as signal transducer and activator of transcription C-like. The record is from RefSeq and is a predicted model, not a curated record. Lineage: Eukaryota; Metazoa; Cnidaria; Anthozoa; Malacalcyonacea; Nephtheidae. The coding region runs from base 207 to 656 and encodes 149 amino acids. The transcript has a single exon.